This is a messenger RNA of Lottia gigantea (owl limpet), 512 nucleotides long. RefSeq lists its product as hypothetical. Lineage: Eukaryota; Metazoa; Mollusca; Gastropoda; Lottiidae. The transcript has 5 exons. The record is from RefSeq and is a predicted model, not a curated record. The coding region runs from base 1 to 474 and encodes 157 amino acids.
AUGACUGCUCUGAAAUUUUAUCCACUCUCGGCCUCAGGAAGUAGGCGAUUUGCGACACUAACAUUAUCUAAGGGUAGACAAAAUGCAAUGCUAAUUUCGGAGUCUAAAGAUGGGAAUAGACGAUGUACGGUGUCCGGUGCAUGGACGGUGUUUGUAUUUGUAAAUGGAGAAUCUACAGAUCCGUGUAUUACACGAAACAUCCAAUGUAAGCAAGGUCAAGUAUGUCGACUGAUGAAAGUGGACUGUUUUACUAGUCCUUGCAGCCCUCAACCAAUUUGUGUGGAUGGUAAAAUACCUACAUUAGCUGGUGUAUGUAAAAUCAAUCAACCUAUUAUAGAUGGUAAUCAUAAAGCACUGUUUUGUGGUCGAGGUUUCCACCGUGUAUCUUGUCCAGAUGAUACAAGAUGUGCAGUUGAUCCAGUAGACAGAUUUGCUGUUUGUUGUUACACAGGUCCCACUGGUAUUUUGGGAUAACAUUCCGUUUUAUAAUAACUAAUAAAUAAAUUUAUUUG